Messenger RNA from Bufo bufo (common toad), 1108 nucleotides. RefSeq lists its product as uncharacterized. NCBI's taxonomy places the organism in Eukaryota, Metazoa, Chordata, Amphibia, Anura, Bufonidae. The transcript is spliced from 2 exons. The record is from RefSeq and is a predicted model, not a curated record. The coding region runs from base 1 to 681 and encodes 226 amino acids.
AUGGCUCCCAAGAAGCAUAGUGGAAAGAAGAAAGUGCGGAGCAGCAAUGAAGGUGAUAAGAACAGCAAUGCAGGUGACAAUGUGCAAAGUGGAAAUGCAAGUGACAAUGUGCAAAGUGGAAAUGCAAGUGACAAUGUGCAAAGUGGAAAUGCAAGUGACAAUGUGCAAAGUGGAAAUGCAAGUGACAAUGUGCAAAGUGGAAAUGCAGGUGACAAGAAUGUGCAGCGCAAGCAUGGUGGCAAAAAGAAAGUGCAGAGCAGCAAUGAAGGUGACAAGAACAGCAAUGCAAGUGACAAUGUGCAAAGUGGAAAUGCAAGUGACAAUGUGCAAAGUGGAAAUGCAGGUGACAAGAAUGUGCAGCGCAAGCAUGGUGGCAAAAAGAAAGUGCAGAGCAGUAGUAAAGGUGACAGCAAGGUUGUGAAGAAAAUAACCAUUGAGCUGAAGAAGGAAAUUAUAGAAAAGCAUGACCGUGGUAUUCGUGUGACUGAUCUGGCCUCGGAGUACAAGAUGGCAAAGUCAACAAUCUCAACUAUUCUGAAAAACAAAGCCGCCAUCAAAGGAGCUGAUGUUGCAAAAGGAGUAACAAUGUUAACCAAGCAGAGGACGCAAGUGCUGGAAGAGGUGGAAAAACUUUUGUUGGUGUGGUUGAAUGAGAAACAGCUGGCAGGUGCCUUCUUCUGAUGGACAAUGCCCCGGCACACCCUCCAGCCUUGGUGGAUGAUAUGGAUGCUGAGUAUGACUUCAUCAAGGUAAAGUUCCUCCCCCCCAACACAACACCACUUCUGCAGCCCAUGGACCAGCAAGUCAUCUGCAACUUCAAGAAGCUGUACACAAAGGCGCUCUUCACUAGGUGUUUUAAUGUCACUGAAGAGACGUCCUUGACUUUGAAAGACUUCUGGAAGAAACAUUUCAAUGUUGUCCACUGCAUUAACCUCAUUGACAAAGCCUGGGAAGAGGUCACUCCCCGAACCCUAAAUUCAGCCUGGAGGAAACUGUGGCCAGAAUGUGUCGCUGAACGUGAACAUGACUUUGAAGGGUCUGAUGCAGAGGUAGUGGAGGAAAUUGUGUCCAUGGGCAAGAGUAUGGGUCUGGACGUUGAUGGUGCUGA